UGUGCGCCGACUCCAUUUCCACGUUCUUUUCACGUUCACGUCGGUCCAAACGAGGAGGAGCUUGUCGGCUCAAGUCGAGGAUGCCAAUCAAAGCGUCAACUUCAAAUUGUAUCUGAGAGAUCAGCCCGGAGACCUGAGUGAGGGCCAGGCGCGUCAGUCUGCAUGUGCGCAAUCGCCGAUCACAUCCCAUCCGCGCGGACGCAAAAGACGCAGCGAGCUGAGAUUCGACGCACUUUUCCUCUUUUUCCUCUUCGCGUCGCCUUCCGACCUGCACUGCAUGCUCACUUUGCCUUCAACACUUUUUCCCCCGUGCAACUCAUCUGCUUUCUUUUUCUUCUGGGUUUUUUCUUUUAAUCUUCGAGGCCACUUUUUUUUUUUUUUUUUUUUGUGACGCGCAGUUUUGUGGACGUUCGGUGCACGUCGAGCGUCACCUCCGGCGGCGGAAGAUGUCUUUCCCCCAGCUAGGCUACCCGCAGUACUUGAGCGCCUCCCAGGCGGUUUACGGGGGCGACCGGGCGGGAGUGCUGACGCCCUCGUCCCGGGGAGGGAGCACCGAAAUCGGAGGCAGUCCGUCGGCCACCGCGGCGGCUGCGGUCACGUCGGUGCUGGGCAUGUACGCCAACCCGUACGCGGCGGCGCACAACUACAGCGCCUUCUUGCCCUACACCAGCGCGGAUCUGGCUCUUUUCUCGCAAAUGGGAUCCCAAUAUGAUCUGAAGGACAGUCCCGGCGUCCACCCGGCCAGCUUUGCGGCUCACACCUCUCCUGCCUUCUACCCGUACGGUCAGUUCCAGUACGGGGACCCGGCUAGGCCCAAGAACGCCACGCGGGAGAGCACCAGCACCCUGAAGGCUUGGCUCAACGAGCACCGAAAGAACCCUUACCCGACCAAAGGCGAGAAGAUCAUGCUGGCCAUCAUCACCAAGAUGACCCUGACGCAGGUCUCCACCUGGUUCGCCAACGCCAGGAGGAGGCUGAAGAAGGAGAACAAGGUGACGUGGGGCAGCAGGAGCAAAGAGGACGGCGAGGACGGCCAUUUAUUCGGCAGCGGGGACGAGACGGAGAAAAACGAGGAUGAGGAGGAGAUUGACUUGGAGAGCAUAGACAUUGACAAGAUCGAUGAUAACGACUGCGAUCAGAGCAAUGACGAUGACGACGAUAAGUCCACAGACGGGGGCGCGAGGGACCGCAGGGGCGAUGGGGACGCGGGGGCAGAGCUGGACGGCUUGGACAAGAGACGGGCCUUCGGCCUGCAGGGCCACGAGGCCUUGGAAAAAUCAAAAGGAUCCAUCUCAGUUCUUGGCGGCUGCAAGGACAACGCGGACUCCGGAAACACCACCAGCACCACGACGAGAGUUCUGUCUCCGGACCGAGCCGGAGGCUUCCAUUUGCCCUCGAACAAUAAGCCCAAAAUAUGGUCUUUGGCAGAAACCGCCACGACCCCUGACUCUACAGCCCAGAAACCCACGUCCCCUUCUGGUACAGUGGCCCCCACUCACCCUCAGAUCCAGGCCCACCCCGCCUUCCUCCCCAGCCACGGACUGUACACUUGUCAGAUUGGAAAGUUCCACAACUGGACGAACGGGGCUUUUUUGGGUCAGAACUCCCUGCUCAAUGUCAGAUCCUUCCUGGGGAACCACCAUCAGCACCAUCAGCACCAGAACCACCACCACCUGGCGGCCCAGCAGCAGCAGCAGCAGCAGCAGCCGACGUCAGUGGUGGUGUCCCCGGUUGGAGCUGCGGCGGCCCUCAGUCAGGAGAGCAAGGCCUCAAUGGACAGCCCCAAACACAUAGAACACGAAAACGGUGUACGCUGUGAUUCCCCCCCAACGCCAACCCUCAAGCCUUCUUUUCGGCCUCUUCAUGACAGGUCAUCCUUGCCUCCUAACGCCAGAAGUCCACAAGACGCGACGCACCGGGUCCUCACUGCUCUCUCUUCGGCUUGAGUUUUUCUUUUCAUUUCCUUUUUCUUGUGUGCGAUUGAAAGGGAAAAAAGAACAAAGAAAAGAUUCCAGCCCCUAAAAAAAAAGGACAACGAAAAAAAUGAUGAAGCAGCUUGCAUUGAAAUCGUUGCAGUCGCUAACGCGCAAACGGCGUUAUUUGGUAAUAUCCUGUGGAUGAAAAAAAAAAAUGGAUGAAUAUUUCCUCUGUUAUUGUGCAGCCUAUAAUCGCGCCUAAAAUGUUAAUCGAUCGCUCUCAAUUGUACCCAGACACACUGGGACACUUUUGGUAGACUUUUUACUUUGUUAUUAUUAUUAUUAUAUUAAUUAU
Syngnathoides biaculeatus (alligator pipefish) is the source of this 2271-nucleotide messenger RNA. It is a transcript of the gene irx1a, whose product is annotated as iroquois homeobox 1a. Gene Ontology annotation, cellular component: nucleus. NCBI's taxonomy places the organism in Eukaryota, Metazoa, Chordata, Actinopteri, Syngnathiformes, Syngnathidae. Gene Ontology annotation, molecular function: DNA-binding transcription factor activity, RNA polymerase II-specific; RNA polymerase II cis-regulatory region sequence-specific DNA binding. The transcript is spliced from 4 exons. Gene Ontology annotation, biological process: regulation of transcription by RNA polymerase II; neuron differentiation; cell development. The coding region runs from base 447 to 1946 and encodes 499 amino acids. The record is from RefSeq and is a predicted model, not a curated record.